Salpingoeca rosetta is the source of this 1570-nucleotide messenger RNA. RefSeq lists its product as uncharacterized. The transcript is spliced from 9 exons. The coding region runs from base 73 to 1101 and encodes 342 amino acids. NCBI's taxonomy places the organism in Eukaryota, Choanoflagellata, Craspedida, Salpingoecidae. Gene Ontology annotation, biological process: CENP-A containing chromatin assembly; chromosome segregation. The record is from RefSeq and is a predicted model, not a curated record.
ACACACAGACACACACACACACACACACACACACACACACACACACACACACACACACACACACACACACACAUGUUGGGGGGCACGGCGUGUGACGAUCCGCUGGAGAUUCAGCGAGUGCUGAGCCGGUUCACGCGCACAGAGCUGCCGCAGGCACUGAGCGCCAUCAGCGUGGAUGUGGAUGUGCAGGCAUACAGAACCAAGACGCAGGCUGUCCAACAAGCCUGCACUUACAUCCUUCAGACGUAUGGAGGGUUAUCACACGGGCACCUGGCAACGCUGGACUUGUUGGCCUUGGAAAUCAAACAACUCGCGCGAAAAUGGACCGCAUUCCGCGCUGUGGACCCGCUCCCAGGCACGUCGGACAUGCUGUCGGCACAAGCCAUUGAAGAUAACACAUCUGCGCAGCUGGACAGCUACUUCUCACACCAUGUCACAGCGAAACAAAUCGAGGCGUCACACUUUGUCGUCAGAAUAUACCUCGGCCAGCAACAGGUUGGCCCGUCGUCCACAACAAUCAUGGCCGCAUAUGUCCCGGAGCAGCCGUUUCUCGUGUUCACCAACAUCCCGAAAUCAGCCACCGCCAUCUUCACAGCAUGCAUGGCCCACGCAUUUGGCUUCAAGAAGUUACAACCAAUUGAGCUGACCGGCACCAAACCGGCAGCUCUUCUCAACCUCCUCGUCCACAAACACAGUCAGGGCCACUUGUCCAUGUACCGUGCAGGGCUGUACGACCAUUCCCCACUGAAUCGCCGUCCGCAGAAGAAACCAAAGGUUGACACGCGCGAUCUGGACGGCGGCGGGAUUGUGCACGCGGACCGCGAUGCACUCGAGGACAUUCGCGCGAAGGAGUUUGAAGACUUUGGUCUCCUCGACCCGCCCACCCUCCAACGCGCAGAGCUGCAGCUUGAGACGACGUUCAAGGGCGGCGUUGCGCUGCCAGCGCCCUUCCGCUGCACCGUGAAAUUGCAGGGGAAAUCCGUGCUUGCAGGCAUCAAACAGUUGGCCAGGAAUAAGCUCACUACGUCUGCGAAGCUGCCGCAGCAUUUGCGUGAACUCGCGUCUGCAGGCGCAAACAAGAUCAUCAUCACAGACUCAUGAGCACUCACGUGCACAGUGCACACACACACACACACGCACGCACACGUACACACACACACGCACCGUCAUCGAAAGUCACUUCUCGCACAUGGCAUCAAAUUGUAUCGCUGUCAUGCCUGCAUUGUUCCGUCCUCUUCAUCACCUCUUUGCAUAUGUUUUGUCGCGGCCUUUCUUUCGUUUGAUUUUCUUAUUGUUUUCCACGUGUUAUCCGCAUUGCUCGUUCUCACCCUUCCCACCUCUCUCGUUGCUCGCUCGAUUGCUUCGGUUCGCAGCCUGUAUGCCCGUCUGCUUGGCUGGCUUGUUUUUCGCGGCCCUCACUCUGAUGCAUUGCACAGGCGUGCGUACGCUCAACACAUCGAUGGCCGUCUUUUUGAGAAAGCGAAAGCAGCAGUCGGCAUUGUAACCGCACAAACAUUAAGAGCCACUCGCACCACGAACCAGGAAUCGUAACGCUUUCAAAGGAGGGAAU